GGUUUGCAAAUUCGCGAGAAAACUCAAGGAAAUCUUUGUUAGUUGGUCUUCUCCUUUUGUAGAUAGAAUAUUAAAAAUUUGUCGCAAAUCACGAACACAAACGUGGUUCAUAAUAUGUUAUUGUAAAUGGUCUCUAAAAUCGAGUUUAGUUUUCAAUAUAUGUUUUACUGUUAAUAAAUACAAUUUGUUUAAUUUACAAUGUGAAAUCUACGGACUGACGAGCAAUAAUGACAUCAAAUAUUUAAUACUAUCAUCUAUAGUAAAGACUCGUCAUGUCCUCAGUCGGGCAACUUGUUCCACCUGUGACGCGGGGUCCCCCUAACAUGACAUACAAGUUCAAUGGGCCUCACAUAGAAGGCUCAUUCUGUAGUACUAUAGAUACAAAUUAUGAUCCAGUUAUAAGCGUUAUUUGCGCGAUGUAUAUCAUUUUUGGUAUUGUUUACUCUCUUUUCGGUUAUCGAUGUUUUAAAGCAAGUAUGUUUUUAACUGGAUUCACAUUUGGUUCUGCUGUUGUAUAUCUUAUCUGUCUCCAAGAGUACUUGAUGCCACCUUAUGGAAACGUCGGUGUGGCGCUAUGUGCCGGUCUACUGUUCGGGCUCAUAACAAUGCUGAUCCAAUAUGUCGGUCUGUUUAUGACGGGAUUCCACACGGGACUGCUGCUCGCGAUCGCCGGCCUCGCGAUAUACGACCAUUUCCUGGACAGCAGACCCAAUACGUACUGGCUUUGCGUCGUAGUGUUGCUUUUAUCUGGAAUAUGCUUUGCAGUUUUCAACCUCUACUGGAAGAAAGUUUUAACAAUAUUCGGUACUAGUGUAUACGGAGGCGCUGUUAUCGCCACUUCUCUGGAUUACUUCAUUGAACGAAUGGUGAUGUUAAAAUGGACAUGGGAACGUGCAAAACUUGAGCCAGCGGUCGCACCGCCGUGUACCAUCUCAUGGCUGACGCUGGCCGCUUGGCCCACUGUGGCCAUAGUCGGGUUCACUGCACAGUGCGCUCUCACAGCUACGGGGAUAUACCACGAGGAGAGUAUAAGCGCGCAGAAGCGUCGGCUGAAGGCGCAGCCGCCGCGGCCGGUGACGCGCGAGCAGCGCGCCGAGAUGAAGCAGCGCAAGUACCGGUACCUGUACCAAGUGAGGACGGCGCACGGUGACGUCAUAUCGCAGUCAUACGUGCAAGCUCUGCAGAAAAAGGCACAAUGUGGCAAUUGGGGCGGCAGUGCCGGUGGCGAAUGUAGUACACUGCAGAGCGACUCCACGCAUCUCACUGUUCUGGCCGGCUCCGAGCACGCGCCGCCUACGGACUCUGACGACGAUCUCAACCAGAUUCGCGCACACUAGGUAUCACAAAGACGUGCUCUUUAAGGGGAGUUAUUCUUUUCAUAAUUAUCCAGUAUUAUCCUAAGAGAAUUUCACUCUUAUAUUAUUACAUAAUAAUAUGUGUAGUUGUUAUAAUUAAUCGCAUAUUCUUCGAUAUGAAUUUAUUAUUUGUAAGUUAUGUGAUAAGCUCUCGUUUUUAAUACCUGUGAGAGGAUCGGUCGUUGGUUGGUGUACAAUAUGAUAUUGAAUAUUUGAUAAGAACUUAUAAUAUUCAAGUCACUAAUUUUAAAUAAAAUUGGUUUAACUUCAUUAUAUAAGUCGAGGUUGUUUACACGGCUGCCAGUAACUAGUCAGUUUUGAAUCAGAAUUUUAAUAAAGAUAAAGGAUUCAUGAUAACAUACGUUAAUAUUAUUCAGGCGUUGAUAAGUAAUUCAAAGUAUAUUGUACCCAACCAACUAUGCCUCUAGGUUUAUAAUACUAUAACUAAUUAUUUAUUCUCCAUCGAUCAUCUGUCCGAACAUUCGAGUAUUAUUUAUAAAUAUUACAGCAAAUACUGCCUAGAAUCUAGAUUAUACAUAUUUUUGUGACGAGAUGUUGUAACUCGAUUCAUCGAUUUUGUAUCGAUUUAAUUGCACAUCAUUCGCUGUUUUCAUUAUGGGGAUUUAAGUGAAAAUAAAUUCUAAAAGUGCCACACUACAACAACAUCGAUGACUCGAGUGAGACGACAAUGAAACGUGUACAUUCCAUUUUAAAAUAACAGUUCAAUUAUUUAAUCGACUUUAAAGAAAUAUUUAAUUGUACUAGCGUUAAUUAGUAUCUACGAUCGCGAUGUGCUGUGGUUGUUACUGCUGGGAAACGUUCCUCGUGACGCAUGAUCAUUCGGUUUAUAUUGACUUAGUACACUGCCAAUAAUAUAAGUUUUUGUUACGACCAUUGCUAUUUGGGUAUUCGAGCAGACUAAAUAGUGAUAGAUAUCGAUUAAAGACGAAUACAACGAUAUUCAAUACUCUUCUCUCCGUGUACGGUAUUGAAAUUGUUACAGUGAUAUAUUAAUCGAUUAAUCGUUUCGAUCACGAUGGCACUACUCGAUGUUAGUGCUAAGUAAUAAUGAUUCUGACAAUACGUUACACACAAAUUUGUGGAUUGUCUUUUCGAUCGGUAGUUAGGGUUUUAUAUCCGGUUGGAGCAAAAAUAUGUGAUACAAUUUUAUAUAUUAUUUUUAUUGCGUUAUGGAUUUUAACGAAUUGUUAAAGUUUAGUUUAAAAUGUUUAGUAGCGUUUACAAAUCUUGCCACGUUAUAAUUUUAGGUAUAUAUUUUUGCAUAUUAGUUUCAGCAAGGGUAGCACAAUGCGAUUGUGAUGGGUUUACUCUUAUGAAGGGUAUUAGUUUUAGAAAUUGUAACAAUCAAAAAUGGACGUAAACGUAGUAUGUAUAAGCUAUACUUCCGUUCAACGCAAAGGUACUGUUAUUUGGUUGAUCUGCAUUAAAUGUUUAUUUUCGAAUGCUAAGCAUAAUUUCUUUUUUUUUAUGUAGCAUGCGUAUAAAUGCAUGUAAAUAAUAUAUUGUUUUUUGAUUAAUUCGCCUCAGAUGUUUGGGAUAGUUUUCCCAGUUGAUGAACAUACAUUCUGUUCGCUAAGUGAUAUUUUACUUUUAGCCAAAGUUUAUUUUAGUUGGUAUUGCGCUAAAAGCACAACAGAGUUAAUUUAUUAAUUAUAUAAGAUCCGUAUACGUUACUUUGCUUAUUACUACGCUUAUAAAAGUCAAACGCUUCUUAAAUUACGUUAAUUAAUAUUAUUAUUAUAUAUUUAUUGUACUAAGUAUAUACUGUGACCGUUAUUAUAGACGUGUAAAUAUUUUCAAUUGUAACUCUAAUGGUAGUAUUAUUCGAUAAAAAUUAAUUGAAACAAAGCACAAUUCAUAUGUGUUGUAUAUAGAGAAUUAGUUGGAUAAGUUUGAAUAAGAGAUAAUUGUCGCUCUUCUAUCACUACAUUUCCAUAUAAUCGCUCAAUAUCUAGUCUUAUACGCUGAGUUAUAUACGCAACGUUCGUUAGAAACAAUUAUUUUCAUAAUAAUUUUUAAGUUCCUUCGUCCGUUUGUAAAUUUGAAUGUGUUACACGAAUAUAUAAUUUAAAAAGGGUAUGUUAUGAGUAAUGCUAAAUAUAUGAUACGUUAUAUUGUGUUCCUUCCAUUCCUUGUUUAAAAAUAGUUCAUUUUACGCAUUUAUUUUCACGCGUGUUCCUGAAUAGAUUUAAUAAUUUCGAUGUUUCUUUUAGGGAUACACAUUCAAUGCAUGUUUUCAAUAUGUCUGUUCAGGUACACGUUUACUUUGUCACUUGUAUAUUUAAUCGUUGAUUAUUUGUAUUUUUAUCAAUUUAUUCUUGAUUUAUUUAUAUUUUUGUUUUAUUUUAUUUCCCCUCCCUUUAUUUUUACCACUUCACCAUACCAUUUAUAUCGUUUAUUUAAAAUUUCAUGACCACUUUUAGUUGACAUGGCUCUAAUGUUUAUGUCAUAAUAUUACUCCCAUGAAUUUAUUCAUAAAUCAAUUAGUUCGUUAUCUUUAAAUAUAACAGUUAUAACUUAUAAGAUAUAAACUAAGAUCCAGGAUUAGAAGAAUAUAUCUUCAUUCAUUAAAACAACAAUUUAUGAAUGACUGAUUUCGAUACUAUGAAUUUAUUGAAACA
Zerene cesonia (dogface butterfly) is the source of this 3997-nucleotide messenger RNA. Its product is annotated as transmembrane protein 198. Lineage: Eukaryota; Metazoa; Arthropoda; Insecta; Lepidoptera; Pieridae. The transcript is spliced from 10 exons. Gene Ontology annotation, cellular component: plasma membrane. The record is from RefSeq and is a predicted model, not a curated record. Bases 273 to 1337 code for a protein of 354 amino acids.